Messenger RNA from Girardinichthys multiradiatus, 1920 nucleotides. RefSeq names its product hydroxyacyl-CoA dehydrogenase trifunctional multienzyme complex subunit beta (gene hadhb). NCBI's taxonomy places the organism in Eukaryota, Metazoa, Chordata, Actinopteri, Cyprinodontiformes, Goodeidae. Gene Ontology annotation, molecular function: acyltransferase activity, transferring groups other than amino-acyl groups. The coding region runs from base 135 to 1556 and encodes 473 amino acids. Gene Ontology annotation, biological process: fatty acid beta-oxidation. The record is from RefSeq and is a predicted model, not a curated record. The transcript is spliced from 16 exons.
GGCAUUUGUUACAGGCUCCUUAGUUAUUCUUUGGGUCCUUUACAGCGGUUUUUGUAGUCCUGUGCAGUCUGGUCGAUCAUUCAACGGGGAAGCAGUGGUGGCAAAGAAGCAACCCAAUUUAAGUCUAGAACAUAAUGGCCUCCAUGUUGCUGAAUACAAUGCGAACUGGCGCCGUCAACCCCUCCUGGGCGAUGCGCUCUGUUGCACGCUCUCUCAGUACAACAACACAGCUCCAGGUUCAAGUUCAAACUAAGAGCAAAAAGACACUGGCUCGACCUGGGGUGAAGAACAUCGUUCUGGUAGAAGGAGUUCGAACUCCUUUCCUGUUGUCUGGAACCACGUAUGGUGAUUUAAUGCCCCAUGACCUGGCCAGAGCAGCUCUUCAGGGUCUGCUAAACAGGACAGGUAUCCCCAAAGAUGCUGUAGAUUACCUCAUCUAUGGUACAGUCAUUCAGGAAGUCAAAACCAGCAAUGUGGCCCGAGAGGCAGCAUUGGGGGCAGGCUUCUCUGACAAGAUUCCAGCUCACACCGUCACCAUGGCCUGCAUCUCCUCCAACCAGGCCAUGACCUCAGCUGUUGGACUGAUUGCUGCAGGCCAGUGUGACGCCGUUGUAGCCGGUGGGGUGGAAUUCAUGUCCGACGUUCCGAUCCGUCACAGCCGAAAGAUGAGGAAGACUAUGCUGUCCCUCAACAAGGCAAAAACUGUCGGUCAAAGGCUAAGUCUCCUUGGCAGCAUCCGGCUAGCACACCUGUCCCCAGAGCUUCCUGCUGUUGCCGAGUUCUCGACAGCAGAAACUAUGGGUCACAGUGCGGAUCGUCUGGCUGCUGCGUUUGGGGUCUCCAGACUGGAGCAGGACGAGUUUGCUCUGCGGUCGCACACGCUGGCUAAAAAAGCUCAGGAUAAUGGGCUGCUGGAGGAUGUUAUUUCCUUUAAAGUACCAGGUCGGGACAUUGUAUCAAAGGACAACGGCAUUCGUCCAUCAUCCAUGGAGCAGAUGGCCAAACUAAAACCUGCCUUCAUCAAGCCUCAUGGCACUGUCACUGCUGCCAACUCCUCGUUCCUGACUGAUGGUGCCUCUGCUGUUCUCAUCAUGUCUGAGGAGAAAGCUUUGGCCAUGGGCUUCAAGCCUAAAGCAUAUCUCAGAGAUUUUGUCUAUGUGUCCCAGGACCCCAAAGAUCAGCUGCUAUUGGGGCCAACUUACGCUACACCUACAGUCCUGCAACGGGCCGGCCUGUCAUUGUCUGACAUUGAUGUAUUUGAGUUUCAUGAAGCAUUCGCUGGUCAGAUAAUGGCAAAUCUGAAGGCGAUGGAUUCAGAUUGGUUUGCCCAGACGUACAUGGGCAGGAAAUCAAAGGUUGGGACUCCUCCUUUGGAUAAGUUCAACCUGUGGGGAGGAUCUCUAUCUUUGGGCCACCCAUUCGGUGCUACAGGCUGCAGGCUGGUGACCACCGUGGCUCAUCGGCUGAAGAAGGAAGGUGGACAGUACGGUCUGGUGGCAGCCUGUGCUGCAGGAGGACAGGGUCAUGCCAUGGUGAUUGAGGCCUACCCUCAGUAAUGCAUGCUCCUUAAUUAGAUCUUGAUCUUCAUCGUGUCUGCUGCCAACAUACUAGCUAACAUGAUCAAUUGAGUGUCUGUAAAAGCACCACUUUGCCUUGAUCGAACAGGUUGGAUAAAGGAUGUGAAUGUGUUUGAUGGCUCUUGUGUAAAUUAAAUUUAGCUUGGAGGCUGUUAAAUUAUAGCAGAAUGCUAAUGAGGAAUGUUUACUUUGUUUUCUGGACUUCUAGUCAGCAUUUUCUCUGAGUCUGAUGUAACAUAGCAAAAUUUAACUCAGCUCAUAGGAGCCAUGGUGAUCCUAAUGUUUAUAUAUGCUGUAAUAUUUUUUUCAUACAAACUGUUGGAAGUAAAUGGUGUUAUACUCA